AGCGACUUCCCCUCAGUACACCAAGCCCAAGGCACAGCAGGACAGCACGGAGCAGGCAUCAUCAGCUGGCCACCAAGGGUCGGCAGCAGGGCACAGGGAUGCUCAUCUCAGCUGUAUCGAUGUCCUCCAUGGCAGAUGGCCCAAGACUCCAGGGACCACUUGGGCCCCCACCACCCCUGCUACCCAAGCCUGGGAAGGACAAUCUACGUCUGCAGAAACUUCUGAGGAAGGCAGCCUGGAAGAAGGCAAAGGGGACUGGGCCCCUCGCCCCACCUGGGGCCUUCCGCACCUCCCUAUCCCCUGUGAGUGAGGCCAGCCAUGACCAGGAGAUCACAGCCCCAUGCCCUGCAGAGAUCCCCUGUGCAGUGGCUGCCCUACCCCACUCUCCACAUACCCCACAUACUGUCAUCCACCACGUGGCAUCCCCCCUGCAGAAGUCCACCUUCUCCCUUGGCCCCACCCAGAGAAGGAUUCUGGCCACUCACUUCAAGGCCACAGAGCCCCAACUCACAGCCCCAGAACCUUCCCGGCCCCCCAGGGGCUUUGUCCCUGUCUCAGCACCAGCGAUGGGAAGCACCCAUGUCACUCAGGAGCACAUCCACAUGGCACCGUCCCCACAUACUGAGACCUCUGAGCCCCCCCGGAUGGCUCCAGAAGAGGGGCCCAGCAGCUGGUACCGAGACGCAGCCCUGUGCCCUGCCAGGGCCCAGCCCCUGGCCCCAGUAGCUCACAUCCGCCCAUUGCCUGUUGGGGUCCAGGCUGCCAGUCCCCACCCUGAGGAGCCCCCAGCACCAAGGCCACCACCUGACUUCCAGGGCUCAGCUCCCAGAGAGGUUAGCACCAGGGUGAUAGUUCCUGUGGCCCCUACCCGCCGCUCUCAGGGACCCUCGCCCCACAGCCUGGUCUCCAUGGCCCCCGAGGCUGAGCAUGUGGAAAAGCCCCCCACAGAUGUCCCUACCGCUGAGGAAGAGCAGGUCUCCAGCCCCCCGAAGGCCUCAUCCCCUGCCCUACCCACAGGUCCCCACCCGGGCCCCAUCCCCACAGUCACACCCAAGCCCCGGCUCAGUGGCUGGAUGCGCCUCAAGAAGCAGCUGAUGGAGGAGGCAGAGGAGCACCCCUGCCCAGGGCCGAGACAGAGCCCAGAGCUCGCAAAGUGGGAGGCACCCACCCCCGCAGCCCUGCAGCCCCCCGCGUCCCGGGCUUCCAGGAUGUGGGAUGCAGUGCUGUACCGCAUGUCAGUGGUUGAGUCUCACGGCCUCCCGGCAGGCCCCAGAAACCAGGAGCACAGCUUGGCUGGCCUUGGCCGCCUGCCAUUUUUGUGCCAGCCUCGCUUCAAUGCCCGGAAGCUGCAGAAGGCGGCCCGGCCCCCCACCAUGUCCCACGCCCUCCUGGAGCUAAACCCCCGACCCAAGAACUUCAACCGGACGGCGGCCGGCUGGAGGCUCCAGUGAAGGGGCUAGAAUGACCCCAGGCCCAGGACCAUGGGGCGGAUUGGAGGGCGGCCGAGGCUUUAGCUGGGGAGUGGGCAGAUGGAGGCAUGAGGUGCCAGGGCAGGCUGGGAAGGGUGAGCUGGGGUGCAGAGCGAGGUCAGGAAAGAAAGUUCCAAUGGAUGAAGCAGGAAGGACAAACUGGAGUGGUGGGCCGGCAGGAAGCUCUUGGGGGCCGUUCAUGUGGAGGGGUCUGUAUUAUGGUUUAAGGUGGGCCUUAUGGGGAGAAACUUGGUAAGAUGGAGGGUUCAAUAGUCUGUGAUGAGGCACAGGGUGGGAUCCCCAGAGCCCCGGGCCAGGCCCUGCCCUGCCCUGCCCUAUCUGCUUUUGAGGAUCUAGGGCCAGAAUUCUGCUUCUGUGGGAAGUGGGGGUGCUUGUGCUGCCCACGGACACUGCAGAUAUGUCUGCAGUUUGGCUCCUGUGCUUCCUGAGCAUGGGGACAGACCCCAGGCCAGGGCUGCAGGGGGAAGACCCAGGCCUGGGGCCAUUGGCACAAGUGUGGGUGCUCUGUGGCAGGCAGGAGGCUAGGCUGAGACCCCUCUCACUGCUCACCUCUGUUGCCCCCACCCAGGCUGGGGGCAGGGCCUGAGAGGCUCACUGAUGGGAAGAGCCAGGCCCAGCUAGGCCCAGCCACUGCCCAGGCUCAGACAAGGGUAAGCAGGGCAUGCUCAACCCUGGGCUGGGAGAACAGCCCAGCCGAGCCUGAGUAGGGGAACCUGAAUAGCCCCCAGACUGCAGUCAGCCAUGGGGACAGGACACAGGUCCAGGGAAGGCCUCCUACCACAGCUAUUCAGGAUUCAGCAUUCAGGGUUCAGAAGGGGAAAGAAGCAGUUGGUAGGGCUGACUGACACCCCCCCCCCCAGUAGUUAAUGGGUGCUGUACAAGGAGCCUGGGGCCAGGCCACUAAUAAAUGCGUGUCUAACCAUG
Nycticebus coucang (slow loris) is the source of this 2414-nucleotide messenger RNA. RefSeq names its product proline rich 33 (gene PRR33). NCBI's taxonomy places the organism in Eukaryota, Metazoa, Chordata, Mammalia, Primates, Lorisidae. The transcript is spliced from 2 exons. The coding region runs from base 99 to 1451 and encodes 450 amino acids. The record is from RefSeq and is a predicted model, not a curated record.